This is a messenger RNA of Brachypodium distachyon (stiff brome), 1506 nucleotides long. Its product is annotated as transcription factor MYB30. The transcript is spliced from 3 exons. The coding region runs from base 268 to 1179 and encodes 303 amino acids. NCBI's taxonomy places the organism in Eukaryota, Viridiplantae, Streptophyta, Magnoliopsida, Poales, Poaceae. The record is from RefSeq and is a predicted model, not a curated record. Gene Ontology annotation, biological process: response to auxin.
GCCGGAGACGCACCGCCGACCCCCGUCCCCAUUACCUCAUCUCUUGGACCCUUGUCUUGGUUCCUUCCCGUCUCGGUUCAUCAUCAUCACAGAUUCACAGUUCACUCCACACCACCGUCUGUAAAACCCGAGAAAAACGGACAGAUCAGAAGCUUGCCCCCUGAUCUGAAACUCUGAAUCCUUCCUCUCCUUCUCUACCCCUCUCACUCUCACCUUCCACCGGAAAAGAGGAAGCCAGGAGGGAGGGAGAGCGAGGGGGCGGCGGGUAUGGGGAGGCCACCGUGCUGCGACCAGGCCGGGGUGAAGAAGGGGCCGUGGACGCCCGAGGAGGACCUCAUGCUCGUCUCCUACAUCCAGGAGCACGGCCCGGGCAACUGGCGCGCCGUGCCCACCAACACCGGGCUGAUGCGGUGCAGCAAGAGCUGCCGCCUCCGCUGGACCAACUACCUCCGGCCGGGGAUCAAGCGCGGCAACUUCACCGACCAGGAGGAGAAGCUCAUCGUCCACCUCCAGGCCCUCCUCGGCAACCGGUGGGCGGCGAUCGCGUCCUACUUGCCGGAGCGGACGGACAACGACAUCAAGAACUACUGGAACACGCACCUCAAGAGGAAGCUCAAGAAGAUGAGCGCCGCGGCCGGCGAGGACGGGGCCGCCGCGGCCACGGCCGGCGGCGCCGAGGCUAAAAGCAGGGCCACCGCGCCCAAGGGGCAGUGGGAGCGGCGUCUCCAGACUGACAUCCACACCGCGCGCCAGGCCCUCCGCGACGCGCUCUCGCUGGACACCACGGCACCCGCACCGCCCAAGCCGGCGCCGAUGGAGCGGUCGUCCAAGGGGGCCGUGUACGCGUCCAGCGCCGAGAACAUCGCGCGGCUGCUGGAGGGCUGGAUGCGUCCAGGGGAAGGCAAGGCGUCCUCAGGCGGCUCCGGAUCCGGCUCGCGGUCGUCGGCGUCGGUGGUGUCCGCCGAGGGCGCGUCGGCCAGCCACAGCGGCACGGCGCCCACGCCGGAGGGCUCCACGGUCACGAGCAAGACCAAGGACGAAGUGGCUGUCGCCGCUCCGCCGGCGUUCUCGAUGCUGGAGAACUGGCUGUUCGAUGACGGCAUGGGCAUGGGGCACAAUGGGAUUGGGGAUGUCGGGCUGGACGACGUGCCAUUGGGGGACCCCAGCGAGUUCUUCUAAACGGGAGAGAUCAUGAAGAAUGUGACCGAGCUUGAAGAAAGAAGCCAACCAAUCAAUCAUGCGGUUCAUGGGAUCCUUGGGUAAUCUAGAUCAUCGGAAGCUGGUGUUGAUCGACCUAGUUCGGUUUAAUCUAGUUUUUGCUUCGUUUCGGCGUUUUGGUCAUUAGGGUUUGGAGUACUGAUCCUGCAAGUCUAUACUGAUAAUAUCCAUGGUCGGCGACUGGAUAAACGAGAUGAUGAUUCAGUCCUGAAAUGGAGGUGGCAAACAAAACAAAUGUACAUCUUUCAAUAACAACUUUUAAUAUUACAAGAAAGUUUCAUAUUAUCA